AUGUCAUCUAUUGUUUAUGAAAUUAGCGAGCUUUCGCGUAUUGGUAAAAUUUCAUCAGAGUUUGGUUUAACAGGCAGUCGGCUCUACACAUGCACUUACGAGGCUCAGUCCGAGCAAUUAUGUACAGAGAAUGAACUAGGCACGUACCUAAUUGAUGGUGAUCAGCCGACAAAGACAAUCCAUCAAGAAAAAUUCAACUUUGGUGAAGGCCUGGACAAAAAUAAGGUCAUGGUACGUGCAUUGUUCUUACACCAGUCAUACAAGGUGAACACAACCGGCUACUACUGUGUUGACGUGGCGCCCUUUGUUACGGUCAAUGACUUGGCCGAGAUGCCAGACAAGCUAUUUCGUGGACAUGUGGAGUUUAUAAACCGAUACCGUGGACAACUCCCUGCUUCUGAACAUCCGAAGCUCUACUUUUAUGGUUGGCUUAUGCUCGUCUACAUGGUUUUAUGUGCUGUGUGGCUCUACAUGUGCUAUGUACAUAAAGACCAGAUUGUGACAGUGCAGCACUUCAUUACUGGCACAAUUGUCUUUCUGAUGAUCGAGAUGGCGUGCGAAUGGGCGUCCUACCAUUACUUUAAUCAACACUCUAUUGAUUACAUGUUUUUCCGCUCUGUUGACGGUCAGGCAUCUGUCACUGGCAUGGCACGCUUCUGGCUCACGCUGACGAAUGUUCUUGGGGCAGCAAGAGAUAGUCUGUCUUUCUUUCUUUUGCUCAUCGUCUCCAUGGGCUAUGGAGUAGUGAGGCCGACGAUCGGGCCCGUGAUAUACAAGGUAUAUUUGCUCACGGUCCUCCAUUUCGUAUUCGGUGUGAUGUACUCGGUCGGUGUGAUCCUCGUUUUACUCGAUAUUACGUCCGGCUGGGUUGCAUUUUUCAUUUUCCCUUUGGCUUUCACACUCACGGCCUUUUACAUGUGGAUCUUACAUUCGCUCAAAGCUACGAUCCGAUACCUGUCGGAGCGUAGACAGACGUUCAAGUGUGCAAUGUUCCAGCGACUGAAUGGCAUUUUGCUCGGUGCUGUCGCAUUCUUGACACUUUAUUUCUUCGGAAUGAUCCUGCUUGUAUCAGUCAGUGGGCCCAAUACAUUUGCGUAUCAUUCAUGGAAGUAUCGCUGGUUCAUUUUAGAUGGCGCACUUACGCUUCUGUACUUGAUCGUAUUUGGACUCAUUGCAUGGUCCUGGCGUCCAACAGGUCACAAUAUGCGGCUCGCCAUGUCUGACGAGCUUGCAACGGACGAGGAGGCACCUGGAGCCGAAUUUGAAAUCCACACAAUUGGUUCUGACCACGAAGACAUGGAUGCAGAUGCUAGGGAGGUGGGCUCCGAGCAUCUACAAGGUCUUUCUCAGGCACAAAGCGAGACGGGUGUGCCACGUGAAUACAAUGAAUUCGAGUCGAAUGGACGCAUCGCGCUACGUAACAAGGAAGAGGACGAUGGAGACGAUAAUUCUGAUCAAUUUGAUGUGGUGUUUGAAGCGAACAAAGAAGAUGAAGAUUUGUCGCGCAAGUCGUACGACAUUGAGAGCCGUCAUGGCCACGAAAAGCGGCGUCUUCAGUUGAAUGAUGAUUACGAAGAUGAUGCAUGA
Malassezia globosa CBS 7966 is the source of this 1587-nucleotide messenger RNA. RefSeq lists its product as uncharacterized. The transcript has 2 exons. NCBI's taxonomy places the organism in Eukaryota, Fungi, Basidiomycota, Malasseziomycetes, Malasseziales, Malasseziaceae. Gene Ontology annotation, cellular component: membrane; Golgi apparatus. The coding region runs from base 1 to 1587 and encodes 528 amino acids. The record is from RefSeq and is a predicted model, not a curated record. Gene Ontology annotation, biological process: retrograde transport, endosome to Golgi.